Messenger RNA from Saitoella complicata NRRL Y-17804, 648 nucleotides. Its product is annotated as Shr3 amino acid permease chaperone. Gene Ontology annotation, biological process: endoplasmic reticulum to Golgi vesicle-mediated transport. NCBI's taxonomy places the organism in Eukaryota, Fungi, Ascomycota, Saitoellomycetes, Saitoellales, Saitoellaceae. Bases 1 to 648 code for a protein of 215 amino acids. The transcript has 2 exons. Gene Ontology annotation, cellular component: endoplasmic reticulum membrane. The record is from RefSeq and is a predicted model, not a curated record.
AUGAGUAUUCUGGCGCAAGCGAAGCUGGUCGGAUCAGUUCUGAUCAUUGCCGCGACAUCAUUCUGUCUCGGUAUCCUGUUCUCCAACUGGAGUGCGGAUCAUAGUGUUUUAUGGGUAUCUGAGCUCACUGAACAAGCUGUCGAGGCAGCGGAGACACACUACCUCCUUCUCGCCCACUGUCCCCGCGUAAUGCAAGUCGUCCUCCACUCCAUCAUCGUCUGGGGCUUCAUCGGCCAUGUCCUAAAACUCUACCGCGCGACAACCUCCAACUACCUCUUCGACGGCGCCUCCCUCAUCCUCUACCUCGUCGCAUUCCUCAUUUACGGACACGGUACAAUCACAGGCAUCAUCGGUGUUCGUGACCGUGUGUAUGGAGAUCUGAGCAAGGAGGAUCAUUUGAGGGUUGUUGCGGCUGGUCAUUGUAUUUUGGCGGUUGUGUUGAGUGGGGUUUUGGUGUUGCAGGUUGGGCAGUGGUGGGCGGAGAAGGCGGAGGAGGAGGAAGUUAGGGAGAUUGAGGAGAAGGAGAGGUUGGCGAGUCAGAAGUUGAAUGAGGGAAAGGUUGAGGAGGUGUUGAAGGAGGGCAAGAAGGAGGCUGCCGGUAAGAGCACUGCGAAGGCAUCGCCGAAAAGUGCGAGGAAGAGGGCUUAG